Bacidia gigantensis is the source of this 678-nucleotide messenger RNA. RefSeq lists its product as uncharacterized. The transcript has 2 exons. NCBI's taxonomy places the organism in Eukaryota, Fungi, Ascomycota, Lecanoromycetes, Lecanorales, Ramalinaceae. The record is from RefSeq and is a predicted model, not a curated record. The coding region runs from base 1 to 678 and encodes 225 amino acids.
AUGCUACCGCUUGAGGUUACUCCGGAAUCUCGGCUACUGGAAGAGGUCACGGCCUUAGCUGAGGUAUCAUCGGAGAGUGACGAAGCUGAGUUAUCAGGACCAGUAGCAGUAGUAGUAGCCAUACCUUCGCCCUCUCCAGAUCUAAAGGGAAACACCGUAGGUGACCUGCUCGAAUCUUCGGAGAUAGUCCCACUAGAUUCAGACUCGUCCAUAGCUGACGUAGACGUGGUGAGGGUCGGCGCGGGUUCCCUCGUGGAGGUAACAAAGGCGCUCGAGGUUGGAGUGAAGGUCAAGCCUGAAGUUGUUGGAAUGGAUGGUCCCAAGGACAGGUUUGGAGAAUCAGAAGAAACAAAAUUCACAGUUUGCUUAGCAGAGUCUAGAUUCAAGAAGCUUCCGGAUGAUGUGCUAAUUUCAAGAGAUGAUAGGCUAAGAGAGGGAGCAGUUCCGAACGAAGACGAUAUCGGCGGCGCAGAGGUAUCCACUACAUCACUUAAAGUCAGUUCACUUGAAUCCCGAGAAUUGGUGAUAUCAAAAUGGUCUGAGACAACCGCACUCGUCAUCGAGCUCGAUGACAUGGUGAAUGAGGUGUCAAAUUCUUGGUCGGUGGUCAAUACUUUAGAUCCGAAGUUGUCCGUGUUAGUAAAAACGACUGAUAGUUCAGAUGCGCUAGACUUAUGA